Tribolium madens (black flour beetle) is the source of this 2697-nucleotide messenger RNA. RefSeq lists its product as uncharacterized. Gene Ontology annotation, molecular function: zinc ion binding; peptidyl-prolyl cis-trans isomerase activity. Bases 357 to 1979 code for a protein of 540 amino acids. The record is from RefSeq and is a predicted model, not a curated record. Lineage: Eukaryota; Metazoa; Arthropoda; Insecta; Coleoptera; Tenebrionidae. Gene Ontology annotation, biological process: protein peptidyl-prolyl isomerization. The transcript is spliced from 2 exons.
CUAACUUGACUGUGUGCGGUUAGUCGUCAACAUGAUGUGGCACAUCGUUCGGCGGCCACAAUAACUUUAAGUUUUUUCGUAAAUCUGCCGAUUUUGUCGGCAGGAAACAAUUAUGUAAUAUAAAUCUCGAUUAGUUAAUGCAUCGUACACCGUACCCGUUUUAAACGCAAAAUAGUACAAACACGCGAAAACCGUUGCCGAAACACCGAGUUUUUAUAACAAAAAAAAAAAAAACGAUUUAGACGACAACAAACGACACGACCAAAACCAAGCGUAUCCCUCGUUUUAUCGGAUUUACUUAAAGGCUGUGCUACACAUCGUAAACAAAAACCAUAAAAAUAAGAAAAAACGAAAAAAUGGAACCGGUGCCCGAAUUUGAGGAGUUGAUGUUGUGCGGCUACUGCAAGCAGAAAUUCAACGAUUCCGACCAGAGCCCCAAACUGUUAUCGUGCAAACACUACUUCUGUCUUCAAUGCAUGCGAACGAACUUGAACAAGGGCCAGGAAUUGUACUGUGUUUAUUGCUGGAAACGCACCGAAAUCGGCGAUUUGGGGCCCGAGUCGCUCCCAACCUACGCUCCCGUUCUCUGUCUUACGAAGAACUUCUCGCAGAUGAAGUUGGGACCUCAGAAGCCCCCGGAUAAACCUGCCAAAGUUAUAUCGGAAAAUUGCCACACACAUGCCAUGCCCUUGGCGCUGUGGUGUCACACAUGUUGUUCGCCGGUGUGUCGGGCCUGCGCCACCACCAGUGACCAUUCCACACACCAAAUCAAAUCGCAGAAUGAAGCUAAAGAACAACUCGUUGCCGAACUACAAGGCGAUCUCGCUUUCAUGAAUAAAAUGCUCUCGGAAAUUCAACGAUUGGCGAUACAACAACGCGAAUUUUUGUUGAAGAUUUUGGAGGCUUGUGUCACGCUGAAGACACACGUGGAGGCCGAUUUGACCAAUAAUGCGUCACAUUUUGAAUUGACCGAAACGCGAGACACUUUAGCCAAACUUCGACUGAAUCUAUCAAUGGCUGAGAAUCUGACCGAAGUUCAUAAUCUCUAUUCGAGUGUCUCCGUUGAGAAGCAAAGACUCCAAAUGAGAUACCAGGAGAUGUGUCUUCAAUGCCAACUCGACGAUUUAAUCCGAAAUUCGACCGUUAUCUUCGAUUUUCAACUCUUGAAGCAAGCUUUGAGCAACAUCCAUAAUGGGGAAAUGGCGUUUCCGGGGAAUUCCCGAAUCCUUCCACCAUCCCAACAAAACCCAAUACUAUUCCUCGCUAAUUACUGCAUGUCUCAACUCUACUCCCGUCACGUCUUAACCAAACAAACCGUCAAUGGAAGUCUCGAUUACCACAACCAUAAUACCAUCCCCCCGGUGAAUUACCUCAACCACCCCCAACAUUUAGUCCUAACAACACCGAAAAACAUCUACCAGGAGAACAACCUAAUGAUGCAAAACGUGAUUCACUCCCCACAGAUUCGUAAUCCGGCUAAUAUGUGCCCCCUUUACUACUUCAACAUCGAAGUGAAUGGGGCUUCGGUCGGAAGGAUUGUUAUCGAAGUCCGCGCCGAUGUGGCCCCAAAAAUGGCCAAAAACUUCGGCCUAUUGACCACCGGUGAGGCCGGAAUGGGGUACAAAGGAUGUCAGAUUUUCCAAUGUUGGGAGGGCGAGAGUGUGAUAACUGGCGAUUUUGAAUUGAAUAAUGGUCGUGGGGGCCGUUCCAUUUUCGAGGAUUCGUAUUUCUUGCCCGACGACACGAAACUAAUGGCAGUGAGGGGGACAGUGGGCAUGCGACGAACGCAAAAACGUCACGAUAAUUUAGGUAUGGUCGGUUCACAGUUUCGUAUUAUUUUGCAAGAGAUGAGGGGAUUCACCGGAAUUUUCGGACAUGUGAUCGAAGGACUCGAAUUGGUAGAAAAGAUCAGUACGUACGGUGACACGGCCGGAAAACCGACCAAAAAUAUACUUAUCGCAAAAUGUGGAAAAUUAUAAUCGGCUUGAAUCGAAACACUUGAUGUCUAAUCAAACUUUGCUUAAAGAAAAAACACAAAAAAAAUCAUAUAUCUAGAUGUUUUAUAUGUAGCUUCAAGCAACAGUGCGUAGUUGAUCACGAGAUGAAAACGUAAUGAUACCGUCUUAGCUUAAUAGUACUAUCGAAUUCCGAAAUAACUAUAUUUUCGUAUCGUAUCAAAUAUCGUAUAUAAAAAAUGAAAAGUACGCGAUAUUUUUUAUUGUUGUCGUUUUUCAGCAAGGGACGUUUUUAGCUUAAUAAGUGUCUAUGUUAUGUUUGUUUCCUGGUGCGGUAGAAAUGUUAAAGAUUACAGAGUUUAAAAAACCCCGGAACGUCAGGAAUUGCACUUGGCUUUUUUUUCGUACCUUAUAGACUUAGUUGGGUUCAUCGGACGUGAAGAAAUCUCCCUGUUUUAGUGUGUUUUUUUUUCAUUAUAUGACAUGAAUAUAAUUAGAUUAAGUGCGGUAAUUCGGUAAAUUGUUAAUUUGGGAAUUGGUACGUUCGAGUGGAUUACGUCAACGUGUGAUCAAUUCAAACGUACGGAUUCUCAACUUGGUCCUAGUUUUUAAGUUAAUUAAUUAGUCGCAACCGGGUAUAUUUAUCGAAGAUUACUAUAACAUGCUAGAAUCGCUGUCAAUGUUAUGAUAUAAAAAAAAAUCAAUUGAAAAAGAGGCAAAUAAAAUCUAUAUUUUUAACGUU